AUGGCGACCGGCUCCGGCGCCGGGCGGGCGUCGGUGCGGCCCGUCGACAGGCCCCGCGGCACCAGCACCGCGCGCUCCAAGUCGGUCGCCCCGCGCCGCCCGCCCUCCCCGGCCCGCGCGCGCCCUGCCGCCGACCACGACCCCACCGCCGACUUGUGCAGAGUAAGAGUUGCGCUAAGGAUCCGGCCGAAGAACGCGGAUGAAUUAGCUCAGGGCGCCGACUUUGAUACUUGUGUUGAGUUGCAGGCCGAGUGUAAGAAACUGAAGCUCAAGAAAAAUAACUGGGCUUCUGAGUCCUACCAGUUUGAUGAGAUAUUUGGUGAAAAUUCUUCACAAAAGCGUAUAUAUGAGGUCGUCGCAAAGCCUGUAGUUGAGAGUGUAUUAGAAGGAUAUAACGGGACAGUGAUGGCUUACGGUCAAACAGGUACCGGCAAGACAUACACAGUUGGUCAGCUUGGAAAAGAAGAUCCUUCUGAACGUGGUAUAAUGGUCAGGGCGUUGGAGCAUAUCCUUUCUAGCAUGUCUUUGGAGACUGAUAGCAUGGCUGUAUCAUAUCUCCAGCUAUACUUGGAAUCUGUUCAAGAUUUACUGGCCCCAGAGAAGACUAAUAUUCCAAUAGUUGAGGAUUCAAAAACCGGUGAAGUUUCAUUGCCAGGUGCUGCGAUAGUUGAAAUCAAAGAUCUUGAACAUGUUUUUCAACUUCUGCAAAUUGGUGAGACGAAUCGUCAUGCUGCUGAUACGAAGAUGAACACUGAGUCAUCUCGCAGUCACGCUAUUCUAAUUAUUCAUCUACAGAGAAGUUUAAAAAUGAAAGAAGAAAAUACUGUCUCUAUCCCUAGUGACGCAGAACAUACUCUUCCCGGUGAUUUACCACUUGUUCUGAAAAGCAAACUAUUGAUUGUGGACCUUGCUGGAUCAGAACGAAUUGAUAAAUCUGGAAGUGAAGGGCACAUGAUUGAAGAAGCCAAGUUCAUUAAUCUUUCGUUAUCUUCUCUGGGAAAGUGCAUUAAUGCACUAGCAGAAAAUAGUUCUCAUAUACCAACAAGAGAUUCAAAGCUUACAAGGAUGCUUCGUGAUUCAUUUGGAGGAACUGCUAGGACUUCCCUUGUUGUGACAAUAGGUCCAUCUGCAAGGCAUUACUCAGAAACUUCAAGCACAGUUUUGUUCGGCCAAAGAGCUAUGAAAAUAGUGAACACAAUAAGGUUAAAGGAGGAAGUUGAUUAUGAAACCCUAUAUAAGAAAGUUGAAGACGAGGUUGAUCAUCUCACAUCGGACAUGGAGAGGCAGCAAAAGCUCAGACAGAGGGAGAAAAUGCAGUUGGAGAAAAGGUUGAAAGUGUCGGAGGCAUUCUUGCAUGACUUAAAAAUGACCUCUACCAUGCAAAUAGAGAAUCUGGAGAAGGAAAAACAUCAAUUUGAAUAUGCAAUCAAAAGAUUGAUGCAGGAGCUAGAAGAGAAAGAAGGCCAAAAUAAUGUUUUAUCUGAGAAAAUUGUUCAUUUAGAAACAUCACUAAACGAAAAGAAGCAACAACAGCUUGAGAGCUUUUCAACGACGCAAAUUCUUUCUGAGACGACAAAAGCCCAUGAGAAGAAAGUGGGAGAAUUACUGAGGCAGCUUGAGGAAGAAAAAUCUCGUUCUGCUAGUAUGAAGGGCCACUUUAACGUUCUAGAACAGCAACUGAGUGAUGCUCAGAGUUCUGCCCAGUUCCAGGAAAAUACGGCCCGUGAGUUGAAAAGAGACCUAUCCAAAGUCACUGAAAUAUUUACCAAUCAAGUACACUCACUAGAAGGAAAAAUCAGUCAACUCAUGUCAGAGAAGGAAUUGAUGUAUAAAGAAUUGAAAUCUGCACAAGCAAAGGUGCAAGAUGAAGCAAGGCAUAGGCAGAGCCUUGAGGCUGAAGUUGUAAGGUUGAAACGAUCUAAGACUGAUAAUUGUGCUGAAGAGUCUAAAACAUUAUGUGGUAUGGUUAGAUCAGGAUCUGGAUUAGGUAGUGAGGCAUUUAUGUCUAAAUCAGGGAAUUUUAAAGAGACCCUAGCAAGUCAGAGAGGUACCAUUUCAAAGAUAUUUGAAGAAGUUGGUCUUCCAAAUGUCCUGGCUCUGCUGAAGUCUGAAGAGCUAGAGGUUCAGAUUCAUGCUGUCAAAGUGGUUGCUAAUCUUGCUGCUGAAGCUGCAGAUAUUAACCAGGAAAAAAUCGUCGAGGAAGGAGGGUUGGAUGCACUUCUGUCACUCCUGGAAACAUCAGAAAAUACCACAAUUCAUCGAGCCACUGCUGGUGCCAUUGCUAACUUGGCAAUGAAUGUUUCAAACCAGGCACUUAUAAUGAACAAAGGAGGAGCUCAACUAUUAGCAAAUAUUGCAUCCAAAACUGAUGAUCCUCAAACUAUGCGGAUGGUAGCUGGUGCAAUUGCCAACUUAUGUGGAAAUGAAAAGUGGCACGCAAUGUUGAAACAAGAUGGUGGAAUAAAAGCGCUCCUGGGAAUGUUUCAAACUGGACAUACCGAUGUCAUAGCUCAGAUAGCACGAGGACUAGCGAACUUUGCAAAAUGUGAAUCCCGAGUAAUAAGCCAAGGUCACAAGAAAGGGAGAUCCCUUCUCAUUGAAGAUGGCAUCCUUAGUUGGAUCAUGGCCAAUUCAACCAUGUUUCCUCCUUCAACGCGAAGACAUAUCGAGCUAGCAUUCUGCCAUCUAGCUCAAAAUGUGGAAAACUCCCGUGAUAUCAUCAUAACUGGAGGGAUUAAGGAGCUCCUUCGCAUAUCAAGAGAGUCUUCAAGAGACGACGCCCGUACCCUGGCGAAAAAAGCACUAAAUUCGAACCCAGCUUUCUUGAAGGAGAUACAAUGA
This is a messenger RNA of Triticum turgidum subsp. durum (durum wheat), 2841 nucleotides long. NCBI's taxonomy places the organism in Eukaryota, Viridiplantae, Streptophyta, Magnoliopsida, Poales, Poaceae. The record is from the annotation of a GenBank genome assembly.